Molecule: messenger RNA, 201 nt
Organism: Ambispora gerdemannii
Lineage: Eukaryota; Fungi; Glomeromycota; Glomeromycetes; Archaeosporales; Ambisporaceae
Source: the annotation of a GenBank genome assembly
AUGGAUUUAAAUAGUAAUGCCUACUUUAAGCUUUCUUCAUCUGAUCAUAGUGAAUUAUAUGAAAGAAUACAAAAUGCAUUAUCCCUUUUAGAAGAGAAACAUGAUCAUGAAACACCAGAAAUGUGGUGCUCUCGUAUUCGUGAUCCAUUUAGGAAAAUACUUGAAGAGAACCCAGGAAUCUUUUCUAAAAAUGGAUAUACA